Talaromyces proteolyticus is the source of this 1071-nucleotide messenger RNA. Its product is annotated as a-pheromone receptor PreA. The record is from RefSeq and is a predicted model, not a curated record. The transcript has 2 exons. Gene Ontology annotation, biological process: G protein-coupled receptor signaling pathway. Gene Ontology annotation, molecular function: mating-type factor pheromone receptor activity. The coding region runs from base 1 to 1071 and encodes 356 amino acids. Gene Ontology annotation, cellular component: membrane. Lineage: Eukaryota; Fungi; Ascomycota; Eurotiomycetes; Eurotiales; Trichocomaceae.
AUGGAGCCUCUCUUCUACAGGUCUGCGCAAGCUGUUACUGUGACUGUGCUUUCAUUUCUGUCCUUGAUCCUUUGCAUCCCGCCCAUCAUCUGGCAUCUCACGAAUCGAAACUUGGCAGCCUCAUUUCUAGUUGCCUUUGUCAUACUGAGUGAUCUGUUCAACUUCAUCAAUGCUCUUAUUUGGCCGACAGACAAUAUCAACUCUUGGUGGGACGGCUCUGUCCUCUGCGACGUCGAGGUCAAACUCUUCAUUGCCAUACAAGUUGGCAUGCCGGGAGCCUUGGUGUGUAUUUUCCGAAACCUUGCCUUGGUAAUGGACACCGAAAAUGCCGUGUUGAUUCCAAGUUGGGGCCAGCGUCUUCGCCGUAUUGCGAUUGACCUUCUCUUCUGCGCCGUCAUCCCGGUCAUCGCCAUGGUCACCCACUUUAUUGUCCAGGGAAAUCGUUACUACAUCUUUGGUAUCUCGGGGUGUAACAUAAGCUACGACGAAAGCUGGCUGACCAUUGCGUUGUCGGCCGCAUGGCCUCCGACUAUCUGCAUAAUUGCCGCCGGAUACUGCAUUCUCGUCGUGUAUCGCCUGAUAAAAUACACUUCCGAGUUUUCCAGCAUCCUCAGAGCAUCAGGCAGCAACUUGACCACGAAGCGAUUUGUUCGACUCUUUUCUCUCGCCUUGGUCAUGAUUUUGUUUGUUUUGCCCUUACAAAGUUAUGUUUUUUACACCAACGUCGCUCUUAUGCUACCGUUGCAACCGUAUUCGUGGACCAUAGCACACGGCCCGGAUUUCAACACGAUCAUCAAAGUCCCUUCCGGCGGCGUAGUGAAACCAGAUCGAUGGAUUCCCAUCGCGUUGAGUGUGCUUGUCUUUGGCUUUUUCGGUCUUGGUCAGGAUGCAAUGAGAAUGUAUCGCUCGUCCCUCAGCCGUAUUGGUCUGACACGCCUCAAUUCAUCGCUUUCUAGUCACAGUUCUUCAGAGACCGGAAAAUCAGGAUCUUCAUGGUACGACUCCUUGAUGUCCAAGAGUGGCAAUGGCAAGUGGUUGAAAAAAAAGCAAAGGCAUGUUUCCCCUUUAUAG